AUGGCUUUUGUGGGGAGUGGAGGUUCUUCUGAGGGACUGACUUUGAUUCUCAAAGAGGAAAAUAGGUAUAUCAACAGUCUGCAAAACUUUGCUUCAGUUACUUGGAGCCUGAUAGCUGAGUUUCUAAGUCCUUUGUUGCUCUUGAGAUCUCCCAAAGUCUUGGUUCUACAUGCUCAGUCAUGGAAGUUGUUUUUCACUUGGGUUGAAAAGAUACAGAGCCAGUGGGAUGAGGUGCAUGGAUAUCUCCAAAGCCGGAGGCAACAACUUCAGGAGAUGUUAAAGGAUUCAACACAGUGGCUGGAAGCUAAACAAGAAGCUGAGCAGGUUCUUGAACAAGCGAAAGCUAAGCUUGAGUCGUGGAAAGAAAUUUCCUACACCGUGGAAGCUCUGAAAAGGCAGAACACUGAGCUUAAGCAAUUUUCAAAAGAAAUACGACAAUGGCAAAUAAAUGUAGAUGUGGCAAAUGACAUGGCACUGAAGCUGCUCCGGGAUUAUUCGGCAGAUGACACCAGGAAGGUGCAGCUGAUGACAGAUAACAUGAAUGCGUCGUGGGCUGCCAUUAAUAAAAGGGUUUGUGAGCGUGAAGCUGCACUGGAGUCAGCCCUAAGAAUGUUGCAGCAGUUCUACCUGGACCUUGAAAAGUUCCUUGCGUGGCUUACAGAAGCUGAAACAACUGCAAAUGUCCUGCAGGAUGCUACACACAAAGAAAAGAUACUAGAGGAUGCCAAAAGGGUUCGGGAGCUCUUGAAACAGUGGCAGGAACUACAGGCAGAAAUUGAUGCUCAUACUGACAUCUUUCACAACCUGGAUGAAAACGGGCAAAAAAUCCUGAGGUCCCUGGAAGGCUCUGAGGAUGCGACUCUGCUGCAGAGACGUCUGGAUAACAUGAACCUCAGAUGGAGUGAACUCAGGAAGAAAUCUCUAAACAUUAGGUCCCAUUUGGAAGCCAGUACCGACCAGUGGAAGCGACUACAUCUCUCUCUGCAGGAACUUUUGGCAUGGCUGCAAUUGAAGGAGGAUGAAUUAAAACAGCAAGCACCCAUUGGUGGAGAUCUUCCCACUGUGCAGAAACAGAAUGAUAUUCAUCGGACUUUCAAGAGGGAGCUGAAAACAAAAGAACCUGUUCUCAGGAGCUCGUUUGACACUGUGCGAGUGUUCCUGGCUGAGCAGCCUGCAGAGGGACUGGAGAAGCUCUGCCCAGAGCCAAGAGAUCUGUCACCUGAGGAAAGAGCCCACAAUGUCACUAAAGUUCUUCAAAGGCAAGCAGAUGAGGUGAGGACUGAGUGGGAUAAGCUGAAUCUGCAGUCUGCUGACUGGCAGAAGAAGCUGGACGAUGCUCUGGAAAGGCUGCAGGCCCUUCAGGAGGCCAUGGAUGAGCUGGAGCUGAAGCUGCGCCAGGCUGAAGCCUUCAAGGGAUCCUGGCAGCCCGUGGGGGAUCUGCUGAUCGACUCUCUGCAGGAUCACUUAGAAAAAGUCAAGGUUUAUCGAGCAGAACUCGUACCCCUAAAAGAAAAGGUGCACCAUGUCAAUGAGCUUGCUCACCGAUUUGCUCCCUCUGAUAUUCAACUCUCCCAGUACAAUCUCAGCUGUGUGGAAGACCUGAACACAAGGUGGAAGGUGCUACAGGUGGCCAUUGAUGAGCGCAUCAGGCAACUGCAUGAAGCUCACAGGGACUUUGGACCUACUUCCCAGCAUUUUCUUACCACUUCUGUCCAAGGCCCCUGGGAGAGGGCAAUCUCACCCAACAAAGUGCCGUAUUAUAUCAA
This is a messenger RNA of Acanthisitta chloris (rifleman), 1766 nucleotides long. Its product is annotated as dystrophin-like. The transcript has 12 exons. Lineage: Eukaryota; Metazoa; Chordata; Aves; Passeriformes; Acanthisittidae. Gene Ontology annotation, molecular function: protein binding. The record is from RefSeq and is a predicted model, not a curated record. The annotation marks the transcript as partial. Gene Ontology annotation, cellular component: plasma membrane. Gene Ontology annotation, biological process: synaptic signaling.